AUGAAUGCUGGCUCAUCUUGGAAUCAAGCCCAGCAUUCAAGGACUUCUUCAGGAAGAAGGCAGAGUAAGAGCAGAUCCCAGGGACCCCACGUCUCUUCCCACCUGGGAGGGAGCAGCCUCCUGGGCCUCUCCCAGCCUGCAGCAGAUAAACGCACGGGAGCCAUUUCCCCGGAGGGAAGGCAGGAGCAGACUGCGCUUAGCUCCAGGUGUCAGGCUGCCUCUGGACGCAAGCUGUUCCUUGACUUUCAGUCCAUGAAGAUCAUUAAGGAAGGCGCUGAUGAGGACAGUGCCAGUGACCUGUCAGACUCAGAACGAGUGGCCGUUCCCCCUUCCCCCUUCACGCCUCCUGACCUCAACCUUCGCGCGGAAGAGAUUGACCCAGUUUCCUUCAAUCUUCACCCAGACCCGAGCCAGGCAGAAGCUGAACACUGCUACCCUGACUUUCUUCCACCCCCGUUCAGCUCCUGGGACCUCCAGGAUAUGGCUGUGGUUCUGAACACAGAAUGCCGGAGUGAGGCCCUGCCUCGGGCCACAGGCUUCCUUGGGAAGUACAUAGACAGACUUCUUCAGCUGGAGUGGCUGCAGCUCCAAACUGUGCAGUCGGAGAAGGCCCGAGCUGCCAAGGCAAGGUCCUCUGGGGCUUCUGGGAUGCUGAAAAGCCCUAGACGGGGUAAGCUCCCCACCAGUGCACCGUCCAAGCCUUUCCUGUCCCCAGAAGGGAUUCCAAAGCCCGGCCCUUCUCGAAAGAAAGGUUUUCAGUUUGAAGAUGCCCACCCGUCCUACUACGCAUUUGAGACUUCAUCUAGAUCUGUGGAUGGGCCUACUCGCCCCAGGCUGUGUUCUCAGAAACAAGGCCCAGAGCUGAGGAUAGAAAAGAAGAAGAAAUCAGGUAAGGGCCCCAAAUUUCAUCUCCGCGCUCCACCCCGUGUGGAAGGCAGCCCUGCAAUGGAAGCCAACGGUAACAUUCGAAUUCCCAAGCAGUCCACAGUGCUUCUGGACCCAACGGACUCCUGUAGGGCCUCCAGGGCACAAGCACACUUGGACCUGAAGAAAAAGGGAAGUGCAAAUAACUGUGGUCCUGCCUCUUCUUCCAGUGAGAAGAAGCUCAAAACAAAUGGAGCAAAGCAAAGCGCGUAUAAGUUCAAGUGACCCCUGAGGUAAAGACUCGCAAAGACCCGCAGAUGUCUAAAAGUGGGGAUUCAUCCCAAAGUAAUGGUGAAUUUAAAUCUGUUUGUGAUAACUGAGUCAAGUUGCCGGCUGGC
Arvicola amphibius (Eurasian water vole) is the source of this 1262-nucleotide messenger RNA. It is a transcript of the gene Fam217b, whose product is annotated as family with sequence similarity 217 member B. Bases 1 to 1149 code for a protein of 382 amino acids. NCBI's taxonomy places the organism in Eukaryota, Metazoa, Chordata, Mammalia, Rodentia, Cricetidae. The transcript has a single exon. The record is from RefSeq and is a predicted model, not a curated record.